UUUAACACCUUUUAAGUCAUUUCUACCUGAUUUGUCAAAUGAAUCAUCCACGCUUUCAAACGUCAUUAAAAAAGUCUCAUCAAAAUUUCAAGUUACGCAACAAAAAUGAUCGUUCAAACUCUAUCACCAUCAAUCAAGUCACUCUUGCUGAGCCAGAAAGGCCGGUUCGGGCAAAUACUACAAAACAUCCUAAGAAAAUUCAGUACCUCAAAAAAACAGUCGGAGAAAGAUACAUAUAAGCAAUGUACUAUCACAGACAAUAUGGUGGAUCCUUGCAGACCGGAACCAGCUGUGGUGAUUAUUGGAGCUGGAAUAGCAGGAUUGAGUGUUGCGCAACGAUUGGCUCAGUGUGGACUCAGUAAAUUUACUGUCUUAGAGGCUACUGAAAGACCAGGAGGACGAAUUCAUUCAUGUUGGUUAGGAGAUGUAGUCGCUGAAAUGGGUUGUCAAUGGAUCCACGGAGCCUGCAUCAGCAAUCCUGUAUACACUUUGGCAGCCCAGGAAGGACUGCUUAAGCCACCCGUAAAAAGAAUAGAUAAUUCAAAAGGGUUAUAUUUGACCAGCGAUGGAAGGGCCAUUGACCACGGUACCGCCAUGAUGGCCUACCACGUAUUCGGUCAAAUCAAACGGGAGGCGGGCAAUUUGUUUACCAUGGGAUGUGGAAAGGAACACGGCUCUUUAUUGAACUUUAUAAGCUUAAGAAUCCAACAAGAAUUGCAAAAAUUCCCGGAGGAGCAGAGAUACGAAGUUUCUCGUAUCUUAUAUGGAUUAACUCAACGAAUGCGAUAUCACGCAGGCGAUGACCUGACAAAAGUCAGUGCGGAUAAUUAUGGAAGUUUUAUCCCGUUGCCAGGGGGUAGUGUGCAGAUACCUUUGGGAUUUGUUGGUGUCCUCUCGCCUCUACUUAAAGAACUUCCAGAGUGCAGCGUGAAAUUUGGUAAGCCGGUGGGUUUGAUCAGGUGGGGCGCAGUACAAGGGCGUAAAAAGGGCGGCCCAAGGGCGGUAGUUCAAUGUUGCGAUGGUGAAGAAUACUGUGCCGAUUAUGUAGUACUAACAGUAUCCUUGGGGGUACUCAAAGAGCAUGCGGAAAAGAUGUUUUGCCCCGCUUUGCCCGCCAAUAAAAUGGAGGCCAUUAAUUGCUUGGGCUAUGGUAACAUUGAUAAGAUCUUUUUGGACUAUGAGAAACCUUUUUGGGUGUGGUCUGAGGGAGGAAUUAAGUUUGCUUGGUCCCCAGAUGAGCUCUCUCAUCGAACUGACUGGACUAAAGGCUUAGUUUCAAUUGAAGAGGUAGAAGGAAGCAAACAUGUUUUAUGUGCCUUUAUAUGCGGGCCAGAGUCAAUUGUUAUGGAACAUGCCAGUGAUGAAGAAGUAGCAGAAGGUAUUACGAGAGUGUUGCGACAGUUUACCGGAGAUGCUUCCUUGCCUUAUCCCUCUACUAUUUUACGUUCAAAAUGGGCCUCAGAUCCAUACUUUUGUGGGUCUUAUUCAUACAUGAAUUUGAACUCUAAUGUGGGUCACCAGUGUGACUUGAGCUGUCCAGUGCCGGGCUCUUGUGAUCCUGUUCCGCCGAUUUUGAUGUUUGCUGGAGAAGCAACCUGUGCUGGUUACCACUCAACGGUUCACGGAUCAAGAAUUAGCGGAAUUAGGGAGGCCGAAAGAAUCGUUCAGUUAACAAAGAAAUUUGGAGGCCCACCUCCCAAAUAAACUGCCACCAGUGGAGUUUUAUAUUCUGACAUCACUCUACAGUCCAAGGAGCCAGACUCAGCGGAAUCAGAGAAGCAGAGAGAAUUUUACAACUUACAAAGAAAUAUGGCGGACCACCACCUACUGUAUAAUAAAAAACAGACAUUUACUUGCCUCCACACACAUCUAUAUAAUUUAUUAUUUAUUACAUAUUGUAUAAGUACGUUAUAAUCAAAAAAAAUAAUUAUAAAUAUGUCUUUUUUGUGCAGUAUUAAACAAUAAUAAAAAUAUAAACCAAG
Molecule: messenger RNA, 1982 nt
Organism: Anthonomus grandis grandis
Lineage: Eukaryota; Metazoa; Arthropoda; Insecta; Coleoptera; Curculionidae
Product: spermine oxidase
Exons: 11
Coding region: 106-1704 (532 amino acids)
Molecular function (GO): polyamine oxidase activity
Source: RefSeq, a predicted model, not a curated record